UACCCUGCCACAGCAUUCUAGCUCUCCGUCAUGUACACCAUCUGACACCCGGAGACGAAACGAUGAACUUUCUCUUGAAUGUCACGCUGUGUCUUUGCUUUCGCCACUUCUUCUGCCAGUCCGUGACCCAGAGCCCGACAGUGGUAACAAGAAAUGAAUGCCAGUCCCUUACCAUCACAUGCAAGUUCCGUCCUGAUCAGCAGAAAUACAAUCAUUUUGUAACUGGGCAUUUCUUCAAAUAUACGCAGCAAAGGACGGACUGGGAGCGUAUCUACACAGGAGGAAGAUAUAGUAUAACAGAAAAUAAAGCAGAGAUGACAGUUACCUUGAAAAUUACGAAUCUCGUAGUUAUGGACAGCGCCACCUAUUUCUGUAAAGUUGAAUAUAAAUAUACACAGAGCUUCACGGUGAAUUACGACACUCGCUACCUUGAUGGAACCGGGUCCAAAGUCACUGUCACAGUCGAUCCAUUAUCCCUGGUGUCCCAGAGUCCGCCUCUACAAUCUUCUAAUUCUGAAGACGACGUCACAUUAAGCUGCAAAUAUUUCGGAUUUUGUACAUAUACGGUACACUGGUUCCGGCAGUUCAAAGCAAAGCCUCCAAAACUUCUGCUCCAGGGCCACACUUCUGGAGAACAGGAUCAGGAAAAUGCUACCGAAAGACACUUCUUCAGUUCUCUUGAUCGUGAGCAGAAAAUCAGCAAGUUACUGAUCUCAAAACUGCAAGUAAGCGACUCGGCUUUGUACCAAUGUGCCAUAAGUCGGCGAGGAGCACAGUGA
Messenger RNA from Mobula hypostoma (lesser devil ray), 779 nucleotides. RefSeq lists its product as uncharacterized. Lineage: Eukaryota; Metazoa; Chordata; Chondrichthyes; Myliobatiformes; Myliobatidae. The record is from RefSeq and is a predicted model, not a curated record. Gene Ontology annotation, molecular function: peptide antigen binding. Bases 63 to 779 code for a protein of 238 amino acids. The transcript has 4 exons.